AAAGAAAUUGCGGUCAAUAACAAUAUAACCUCAAAAGAUCCGCGCUCCCAGAAUGAAAGUACUUCCUCUCAACCCGACUCAUUAUCAAAUAUUACUCCAACUCAUCAUACUACAGCCAAAAGUAGCAGCGACAGCCCAAUCCUAAUUAUCGGCGAUUCUAUCAUCAAACAUAUUGAUCCUAAAAAGAUCUCCCGAAAGAAAACUAUUAAACGCACGUUUCCUGGCAAAACCGCAGAACAAAUAAAAAGUGGAAUCUAUGGAGGUUGA
Molecule: messenger RNA, 267 nt
Organism: Paramuricea clavata
Lineage: Eukaryota; Metazoa; Cnidaria; Anthozoa; Malacalcyonacea; Plexauridae
Source: the annotation of a GenBank genome assembly